ACAAAGGAAUUUUAAAGUCAAUAUUCUCAGAAUAAGGGAGCGCUGUGAAAUGCAGCGAUGUGAUUGGUGCAUUCAUAUUGACAAGCGUGAGAGUGACUUUAAAUUUGUAAUUAAUCAAAAUUACACUGUAAUUUUGGAUGUUAGAGAUAAUAUCUUUUAGCAUUUUAUAGAAUUCCCUCUCUUUUUACUAAUAAAAAGUGUUACAUGUGAAUUUUUUUGCCUAAUAUCUUGGCAAAUAUUUCUCUUUCUUAGACUUAAUGGAGUUCUCACUUGGGUUUCAUUGAAAAUAUCAUAUUGGUUUCUAUUGAAAUGGACAGCUGUUGACAUAAAAAAUGUGGUCUUGUUUUUUUUAAACAUUGAUAUCUUAAUAACGUACUGUAUACGUCUGACCUAAUCACGAAUACAUUCACAAAACAAAUAUAGUGUUGUUGAGCUGUUCAUUGGCCUCCAUGAGGUAAAAGGCCGACUGUGUUGAGUUUGAGUAAGUGAUGACCAGACUAUCAUCCAAGCGUAGCGAUUUGAUUUCCAUGGUCAUUUCGGAUGGUGGGAGAGCAUGACAGGUCACAUGUCCAACUCUUCUCCCAUCAUGUGUCCUGCUCUCAUAAUAUUUAAACCAGUGAAACACCCAAAAUGAAACACUUUACAAGAUGCUACGGUUAACAUGGAGUGCUGUCACUCUGAUGUACCUGUUGGUUUGGCACGGUGCGUGUGCCUGGAACGUGUCGUUACAGUGCAAGGAGGACACAACAGCGUUCCUUAUGGAAUUACAGAAAGAUACUCCAAGCAAAUAUGCAGUCUUGAUGUACGAUGCAUUUGGUAAGAUUGGCAGUGAUGUUGAAGGAGGGAACGUGAACAGACCUGGGUCUCUGAGAGAGUGUCUGUCUGUGGAGGGCCCGGAGUUCAGGGGACAGUACUGCCAGGUGUUCCUCAAACAGGACAGUGUGGAGUAUUUUGUGGGUGUUUGCGUUCCAGACUCUUGUACAGAAUCCGAAGUCCAGACGCUCGUUGUUUAUGAUGCAUUUGAUCAGAAACAGAUCUCUUUACUUCCUCCUGUGCCUUCAAUCCUAAUGCUGGAUUCCACGCUUGGUGUAUUCAUGACUCAGUGCCUCAGUGAUUCUCCUCAUGCAGACCUAUCUGCAAUAGUCUGUCUGUGUGUGUGUUGUGCGUUAUUGGCGAUUCCUCUCAUAGCUUCCGUCUGUGUUGCGGUGAUAAAAAGGAAGCGAAUGAGAGAGGUGAGGACAGGGCUGGGUUUCGCUCAUACCUCAAACACCAACCAAUACGGCACUCUCUUGACUAAUGGCUCAGCCAAUCAGAGUAAAGAGAGCAAUGCUGCCACAGACACCACACAGACGAGGGACCAAAAUGCAGAAAAUGACCCGCAGACCCGCAUCUCAAAGACUGUGUUAUCGUGCCUUCAGGCGCUCUCGGUACAGAAUAGCAGUCAGGGGUUACUAGCCACAGAAAGCUCUGGAAGCAGUUACUCCUCUCUGAAUGGCAUCCGUAUCCUCAGUUUACUCUGGAUCAUCUCAGGCCACACCGUGCAGCUGAGCGCCUGGAGUAACCUGGAUAAUGAUAAGAGGUGGAAGGAAAUGGUUGAGAGGAACCCUCUGUAUGUCUUUGCCUUCAGUGGGCCAGUGUAUCUAGCGGUUGACUCUUUUCUGCUGCUGGGUGGUCUUUUGAGUGCCAAAUCACUGCUGAGCUCCAUCCAGAGGGCAGAUAACACGCUUAGCUUCAGUCUGGUGGCUCAUUUCCUCUUCAAGCGGUUCAAGCGGAUUCAACCUCUCCACCUCUUCAUCGUGUGCUUGACCAUUGGACUCUUCUCCAUCGUUCAGAGGGGGGUCUUCUGGUUCAUUGCAGAGGAUGAGGUCUACAGCUGUAAGAAAUACUGGUGGUCCAACCUGCUCCUCGUCAACAACCUCUUCACUAUCACAGACAUUUGUGCACCAUGGACGUGGUAUCUCUCCAUUGACUUCCAGUUCUAUGCAACAACACCUUUUCUGAUAUUCCUGUACAGAAUAAACAAAAGUGUGCUUGUCGUUGUGUCGGUCGUUCUCCUAAUAAUCUCCAGUGUAACAGGAGCCCUGAUCACCGGUUUGUUGCAUCUCCCUGUGCACCAGCCAACAACACUGGCAUACGAAAGCUAUUUUCAGUAUUACUACAACAAACCCUACACAAGAUAUGGGCCGUAUCUACUGGGCAUUCUUGCCGGAAUAUACAUGACCACCAAGAAAGAGACACUUAUAAAACAACAGUGGCAGGCAGUCAUAGGUUGGCUCUGUUCGCUGUCAGUCAUGGCCCUCUUGGUGGGAUUGGCCUAUGUGCUGAGAGAGGUCCCGCCCUAUCUGUCCCUGACCCAUGCUGUUUAUCAGGGGACGCACCGCUCACUUUGGGCCCUGGCUUUGGUCUGGAUCAUCCUGGCCUGCGAGGAAGGAUACGGAGGGUUUGUGGAUAAAAUUCUGUCUUUAGGCCUGUGGGCUCCUCUGUCUAACAUCAGCUUCGCCUGUUAUCUGAUCCACCCAAUCAUUAUUAUACUGUACAACGGCAAACAAGAGACUGCCAUGCACUAUACAGACUACAACUUUUUCUACCUGUUUCUGGGUCACCUGCUGUUGACAGUCUGUGUAGGUUAUGUGUUAACUGUGCUAAUUGAAAAGCCGUAUCUCUUCCUGCCAAAACGAUAAGUCCUGCUUCAUUACGUCAAGACUGGAAGGUGAAGAGAAGAUUUAAAUAUAUUUAUAUAUUUCAGAGAAACGAGAUGUUUUAAGUACAGUAUAUUUAUUAAUUCAUUGUCCCCCAUUUUCUCAAUCGAUUCAAAAGCUUCAAAAGCUGUAGAUUGCUGUUUAUGAACCGUGUUAGAGAGCUUUGGUGUGGUUUUUGUGAAUGCAUUAAAUAAAUGAAUUGAUGUACAGAAUUAACAGAUGAAAGUUUAUUGUUACAGUGUAUGUUGUCAUAUAAUGACUGUUUUUAGUAACUUACAGAGAGUGUGUUGGCAUUGGAUGCUAACACUUAAUUUUACAACACAUGCUUUUGAGGUACACAGAUGUACACAUAUUCUGACGCAGGAAAUACGUCUUUGCGUAAGUGGAAUGAUGUCAUACAUGAGAUGAGCUGAUGCCACACGUAAUGUGAACACGAGUGCCUUAAGUGUGAGCAAGUACCGUAGUUACAAUAAAACAAUGACUGGACAUCAGUAUCUGAAGUGUAAUUGAGGCGACCACAUCUUAAUUGCAGGAAGUGAUGGAUGAGUCAGUUAACAAGCCAUCAUUUUGAAGAAAGAAAAAAAAAACAAAUCAUUCCAUUAGACAUUUCAGAACACAAAUGAAGCUUUCAAGUAACAGUACUGCAUAAA
Messenger RNA from Carassius auratus (goldfish), 3349 nucleotides. It is a transcript of the gene oacyl, whose product is annotated as O-acyltransferase like. The coding region runs from base 648 to 2681 and encodes 677 amino acids. The record is from RefSeq and is a predicted model, not a curated record. Gene Ontology annotation, molecular function: acyltransferase activity, transferring groups other than amino-acyl groups. The transcript has 15 exons. Lineage: Eukaryota; Metazoa; Chordata; Actinopteri; Cypriniformes; Cyprinidae.